This is a messenger RNA of Thrips palmi, 1365 nucleotides long. RefSeq names its product speckle-type POZ protein-like. The record is from RefSeq and is a predicted model, not a curated record. Bases 1 to 1041 code for a protein of 346 amino acids. Gene Ontology annotation, cellular component: cytoplasm. Lineage: Eukaryota; Metazoa; Arthropoda; Insecta; Thysanoptera; Thripidae. Gene Ontology annotation, molecular function: ubiquitin protein ligase binding. The transcript has 5 exons. Gene Ontology annotation, biological process: regulation of proteolysis; proteasome-mediated ubiquitin-dependent protein catabolic process.
AUGGCGCACACGCUGGCGGACUCGCUGAACGACGCGCUGGGCGACAUCAUGAUGCGCGAUACGCUGGGCGACGCGCUGGGCGACACGCUGGCCGACGACGAGUCGGAUCGCUACGCCGCCGCGUCGGCAGCGUCGGCCGCCAGGCGCCGCUCGUCGGACUGGGUGCCGGCCGCCGGCACGCCCAUGAGGGCCAUCAUGGACGGCGCCACGGUGCCCACGCUGCCGCGGUACAUCUUCAAGGCGCACGAGAUGACGCAGAGCGUCAGGAACAUCCUGCAGGAGUGCCUGCACACUGACGUCAUCCUGGUGGCGGCCGACGAGGAGGUCCCCGCGCACAGCAAGGUCCUCAAGGAGCACGGCGGCGCGCUGUUCGCCAUGGCGGAGGCGACGGGCCCCGACGGCCGCGUCCCGCUGCCCGACAUGUCCGGCGAGGUGCUGCUGGAGCUGCUGCGCUUCGUGUACACUGCCACGGCGCCCGCGGUGGGCCGCAUGCCGCGCGCCCUCAUGGCGGCCGCGCACACCGCCGGGCUGGCCGAGCUCAAGGGCCGCUGCGCCGAGGUGCUGGUGCAGCGGCUCGACGUGCACAACGUCACGGAGAUCUUCGAGCUGGCCGACAAGAACGAGGAGGAGCGCCUGAAGCGCGCGGCCGCCGUGCUGUUCCUGGAGAACGCCCAGGAGGUCUACGAGACGGAGGAGUGGCACGCGGCGCUCGACCUGCGGCCCGCGGCCGUCAUGCGCCUCGUACACAUCGCCGUCACCAAGACCGCCACGGACUUCGGUUCCCUGAGCACGGGCACGCGCAUCGUGCACCUCAUCGCGCGCAUCUACAUGGUGGCCAUCGUGCCCGUCGUCGGCUACGUGCUGUACGCCACGGUGCGCAACAAGCUGAAGGCCUUCAAGGAGGGCAACAGCACGGCCACGGUGCCCACCACGGCGGCCGAGGUGGUCACCACGGUGGUGGCCGCCGUCAACCAGAGCGCGGCCGCGGCUCUCGGCCUGGAGGAGGACGACUUCUUCGCGUCAACGAAUGACGAGCUCUAGACGCGAAGGCUGUUUCAUUAUUUCGAUUUGUUGAUGUUGUUGUUGUUGUUGUUACUGGUGUCAGUUUUUAUUGGAGAGAUGUUGCGGACUGCCACGGCCGGAAGACCGAACUGCGUCGCUACCCCCGCCGCCAGCACUCUCCAACGAUCCCCAUGGAGUGUCUGCCGCACGGGGUCGCGACAGCACCGCAGUUCGAUUCUUUUGUCCGCGCCGCCGCAGCGCCGCAGCAGUACUGGGAGCACCGCGCCAUUCCCGCGCCUGUCGAUGCCGUGGACGUAGGAGGCCACAUUCCGCGUUGUUGUGUCUUGUUGUUGUUUUUCAGAG